Messenger RNA from Morus notabilis, 1102 nucleotides. RefSeq names its product syntaxin-61. The transcript has 8 exons. Gene Ontology annotation, cellular component: SNARE complex; membrane; endomembrane system. Gene Ontology annotation, biological process: intracellular protein transport; vesicle fusion; Golgi vesicle transport. The coding region runs from base 100 to 843 and encodes 247 amino acids. The record is from RefSeq and is a predicted model, not a curated record. Gene Ontology annotation, molecular function: SNARE binding; SNAP receptor activity. Lineage: Eukaryota; Viridiplantae; Streptophyta; Magnoliopsida; Rosales; Moraceae.
AACGCUUUGAAGAUCAGGUCUGUUCUCUGGUUUUCCCGUUUACACUUUGCUCAGCCACACUUUCUCUUUCCUCUCAGAUUGGUGUCGUAUAAUUGAAGAAUGCCGUCGGCUCAAGAUCCAUUCUACGUUGUAAAAGAGGAGAUUCAAGAAUCUAUUGAAAAGUUGCAAUCUUCCUUUCAUCAAUGGGAGCGAAUUCAUGCCAAUACCGGAGAGCAAAUACACCUUGCAAAAGAGCUACUUGCUAGUUGUGAGAGCAUUGAGUGGCAGGUGGAUGAAUUGGACAAAACAAUUGCUGUAGCCGCCAAGGAUCCUGCUUUAUAUGGCAUUGAUGGGAUAGAACUUGAAAAGCGAAGGAGAUGGACCAGCAAUGCUCGUACUCAGGUGAGCACAGUAAAGAAGGCAGUUAAAAGAGGAAAGGAAGCGAAUGGUACUGGCACUACGUCUGCUAACGCGAUGCAUCGAGAACUAAUGAGGCUGCCAAAUCUACAUGAGACAGAUAGAUCUAACCCGUAUUCUGCCCAUGACAAUGACGAUUUUAUAGCAUCAGAAUCAGAUAGACAGUUGCUUCUUAUAAAGCAACAGGACGAGGAGUUGGAUGAACUUAGUGCAAGCGUACAGAGAAUUGGAGGUGUUGGGCUUACUAUACAUGAGGAGCUCCUUGCUCAGGAGAAAAUCAUAGAUGAAUUGGACAUGGAAAUGGACAGCACAUCGAACCGUCUUGAUUUUGUUCAGAAAAAAGUCUCUAUGGUGAUGAAGAAGGCUGGUGCUAAAGGCCAGAUUAUGAUGAUAUUAUUCUUGGUAGUCCUGUUCAUUAUCCUUUUUGUGUUGGUCUUUCUCACCUAGCGGAAAGAAUAAAGCCUGUAUGCGAAGUUUAUACAUAGAAGAGGUAUCGGUUCAUUUAGGAACUUUUGGACUGUUGAAGAAUAUAGAUGAUAUGAUUGGUGAUCUAGGUUUGUCUAUUAAGAACUGGCCUGGAAAUUCUGAUCCGAAAAGCCAAAGGUCCUUGAAAGUUCUUUACAAUUUUUGAAGUUGACUAUUUUUGAGUUUGAACAUGGAGUAUCAAAUAUAUGUAAAACAGCUUCAUAUUAUUGGUAUUUGUUUA